Messenger RNA from Aedes aegypti (yellow fever mosquito), 385 nucleotides. Its product is annotated as transcription factor SOX-4. The record is from RefSeq and is a predicted model, not a curated record. NCBI's taxonomy places the organism in Eukaryota, Metazoa, Arthropoda, Insecta, Diptera, Culicidae. The coding region runs from base 20 to 358 and encodes 112 amino acids. The transcript has a single exon.
CGACGACAAAUCAUCGAAAAUGUCCUACCAGUGCAAAAACUGUGAGCGUGAGAAAGAUCAAAACAAUAACUACGUGAACGCGAGCUAUGCGGCCAAUGCCAACGGAACCCGUGGCAAUCGGUCCAGCUUGUCGACCCGGUCCAGCAAGAAUGCCACCGGCGGCCCAGGAGGUGGUACCAAUGAAAACCUCAACGGAUCCGGAGGUGGCUCCUCCAAUGGGGCAACGGGGUCCCAAAUGACGGGGGCCACCCAGGUGACAGCCAAAGUGAUGUGGGGAAGUGUCGGAGCGAUCAAAGAACUUCGCGAGAAGGAACAAGCCGAACGAAAUCAGGUCACCAGGGCCGGACGCCGACAGUAGAUGUGGUGUGUCGGGGAAGCAGUUUUA